UAGAUUUAAAACAUAAAAUAAACUAUUCAAAACGCUGCCAUCAUGAAGUGCAAAAAGAUAAUCUUGAAGCAAAUGUAUAAUGGGUUUCCAAAAAAGUCUGAUUUUGAGAUUGUUGAUGAAGACGUUGCUGAAGAUCUACAAAAUGGAGAAUUUCUCUACGAGUCUCUCGGAAUCAGCGUUGAUCCGUAUAUAAGAGCAUAUGUCGGGGCUGUAUACAAGCCUGGGGAUACAGUAAUUGGAUCUGCACUUGUACGGGUGACAAAAAGCAAAAACGAAAAAUUUCAAAAGGGAAAACUUCUUGUUCUACAUUGUGGAUGGAGAAACGGUGGUAAAGCCAAAGAGAGUGACGUGUUUUUUGUGCGAGAUGACAUGCCAGCAUCAGUACCAGAAUCAGCGGGCCUUGGAUUAUAUGGAAUCGCUGGACUGACAGCCUGGAUCGGAUGGAUACUCGUGUGUAAAAUAAAAGAAGGGGAAACAAUUUUUAUCAGUGGCGCAGCCGGAGCAGUCGGAAAUGUUGCAGCUCAGAUUGGAAAAAUUAAGGGAUGCACAGUUGUUGGAUCUUGCGGAACAGACGAAAAAGUAGAAUUUUGUAAGAAAAUUGGAUAUGACGCAGUGUUCAACUACAAAAAAGAGUCUGAAAGUUUGGAUGCAGCUAUCAAACGGGUUGCCCCGAAAGGAAUAGAUUGCUACUUUGACAACGUUGGAGGUUCUUUCUCAAGUACUAUUUUACGUCACAUGAAUUCUGGUGGACGAGUGGGAGUAUGUGGAUCUAUAUCUGCUUACAACGAAACUACUCCUGUAUUAGCUCCCAUUCUUCAACCUACCAUCGUUAGAAAUGAACUGAUGUUGCAAGGAUUCCAUUUAAGAUCUUAUGUGAGUAAACAUAAGGAAGCAUAUGAAGAUCUGAAAAAAUGGACGAUUGAGGGAAAGAUGAAAAAUUACGAAAAAGUUACAAACGGCUUCGAAAACGUUCCCGAUGCAUUUAUUGAUAUGUUGCGAGGAGGAAACGUUGGCAAAGCGGUUGUCAGGCUGUAAAUUUCAAAUACCAUACCACCAUCAUCAUUAAUAAUUCGUUUAUAUCAAUUUUGCAAUAAUACAAUUUGAUUCGUACGUCCGCAAUGACCAUAUUUUUAAUGAUUCUGGAUCUUAUAUUACACCGAGAAGAAUCAAUACAUAGAAAACAGAUGAUACCUUGUUUUAGAUUGUGACGUAACACAUUGUGAUGGCGUCAUAAUAUCAUGGGUAAACCGGGUUGUCGAGAUUAAUAACAAUUUAAAAAUAUCAUCAUCAAAUAUGAGCCCUUCUAAGCAAAUCGAAACUGAAUCGGUGUUCAUAAGGUAUUAUUGACUGCAUAUCGACUGCAUUAUGUUAUAUUACUGAUCAAUAUGAAUUCAGUUUAUCGUCACAUGUCUUGUUACAAUAUCAAUGAUUAAAUUAUUUGCACUGUGUAA
Styela clava is the source of this 1451-nucleotide messenger RNA. Its product is annotated as prostaglandin reductase 1-like. The record is from RefSeq and is a predicted model, not a curated record. Gene Ontology annotation, biological process: prostaglandin metabolic process. Gene Ontology annotation, molecular function: 15-oxoprostaglandin 13-reductase [NAD(P)+] activity. NCBI's taxonomy places the organism in Eukaryota, Metazoa, Chordata, Ascidiacea, Stolidobranchia, Styelidae.